Molecule: messenger RNA, 2013 nt
Organism: Naegleria fowleri
Lineage: Eukaryota; Heterolobosea; Eutetramitea; Acrasida; Naegleriidae
Exons: 2
Coding region: 1-2013 (670 amino acids)
Biological process (GO): protein processing
Cellular component (GO): trans-Golgi network; Golgi membrane
Molecular function (GO): serine-type endopeptidase activity
Source: RefSeq, a predicted model, not a curated record
AUGAUUCGAGUCAUCGGAAUUGUUUCCUUCUUGAUGAUACUGUCGUGGUUCGGAGUUUGUGAGUCCUUGACAACCCAUUCAACAACAACAACAACCUUCUCUUCUUCUUCUUCACUUCAACAACAUAAUUGUCAAGCCAAUUAUCAAUUAUCCAACAACCAAUCGGCUUCUCUACAAGAGAUUUUAAGUUUGGAUCCUCUCUAUCCAUUGCAAUGGCAUUUACUGAAUACAGGUCAAGAACAAAUCCUGUGGAAUGGCGACAAGGAUCAAGGCACCAUUGGAAAUGAUGUCAAUAUAUUUCGUGUUUGGAAUGAUUAUCGAAUCGCUGGAAGAAAUGUAACCGUUGCCAUUGUCGAUGAUGGAGUGGAUUAUCCUCAUGAAGAUAUUUCUUGUGGAUUUGAGAAGAAUGAAUUGAGUGCAGACAUUAGUUCUGGACAAAAUCCAUCUCCGUAUGGAACACCUGUUCUUACCUCUGAUAAUCAUGGUACUGCUUGUGCUGGAGUAUGUUGUGGAAGAGCGAGUAAUCACAAGUGUGGAGUGGGUGCAGCUUUUGAAUCGAAUAUUGUGUCCAUUCGAACCUUGGGUGAUGAAUUUUCAGAUGCUGUGGUUGCCAAUGCCCUCUCGCACUUCAAUGAUCGAAUUCAUAUUUAUAGUAAUUCUUAUGGACCACCAGAUGAUGGAAUGACUCUCGAACGAUAUCCUCUUUCUGCACAAGCAUUGAGAAAUGGUGUGAAUCAUGGUCGAGGUGGAUUAGGAAAUAUUUAUGUUUGGGCAAGUGGAAAUGGAGCAAGUUAUGGAGACACAUCGGAUUGGGAUGAAUUGGCCAAUAGUCCAUACACGAUUUGUGUCUCUGCAACCGAUUGGAAGGGUCUUGCGAGUAGUUAUAGUGAGUCAGGAACGAGUACCUUAAUUAAUGCUCCUUCAAGUAAUUUCAUUUCGUUUGGAAGAUCCACAAGCAAAAUUGUGACCACCGAUCGAAGAGGAGAACAAGGAUAUGUCGAUGGAGAUUGUAUGAGUGAUUUUGGUGGUACUAGUUCGAGUUGUCCUCUUGCAGCAGGUGUUAUUGCACUCAUGUUACAAGCACGACCAGAAUUAACAUGGAGAGAUGUACAACAUAUUCUUGUUAAAACCUCUACAAGAACUGAUCUUUCUAAUCCACGAUGGAUUAGAAAUGGAGCUGGUCUCUAUCACUCUAUUGACUAUGGAUUUGGAAGAAUUAAUGCAUACGAGGCUGUGACUGCUGCUCAAACAUGGUCCUUAUUAACUUCUCCCUAUCAAAUCCUUAAUUACAAAAUUCCUCAAAACUCUCUUGGAAGUGAUGGAUUAACCAUUUCGAAUGAUCAAUCCAAUCCUACUCUCAUCAAUUUCCGUGUGGAUAGCAACAUUCGAGUAGAAUAUGCAAUUUUAACUCUUUCAGUGACCACCUCUCAGAGAGGAAUGGUUUAUUUUGCAUUACGUUCUCCCUCUGGAACCAUUAGUGUGAUGGGAAGAGGAAGACGCAACGAUCGUACACCCAACAUGGAUCAUCAACCAUUCACAAGUGUACAAUUUUGGAAUGAAACAAGUGCAGGAGUGUGGACCAUGUCCAUCUAUACGACCAAUGAAGGAGUUUCCCUUCUUACGGAUGCCUCUCUGACACUCCAAGGAGGAAAUGAUGGAUCCUCUCCAAUUCCAUCCUUUCCUUCUCCAUCGAAACAUGUUUCUUCAAGUGGUGGUGGUGCUACUCCUCAGCAUCCAUCCUCUUCAAAAAGUCAUAGGACAAGUGACAUUUCUCCAGGUCGGAACAUUCCUCAACAUGUACGAGUGACCAUUGUGGUCAUUAUUUUGGCAACUGUUUCUAGUGUCAUUCUUGUGGUGGUAUUUGUGUUGUAUCUCAAGAAAAAACUUUCAACCAUCACUUCUACUACUACUUCAUCUGCUCUCAAUGUGGAAGGAGAAGAACAAGUGAAUACGAUUGAAGUCACCGCUCAAGAGCAAGAAAGAAAUAGAGGCUCCUUUUAUUAUAGAAACUAA